Monoraphidium neglectum is the source of this 264-nucleotide messenger RNA. RefSeq lists its product as hypothetical. The transcript is spliced from 2 exons. The coding region runs from base 1 to 264 and encodes 87 amino acids. NCBI's taxonomy places the organism in Eukaryota, Viridiplantae, Chlorophyta, Chlorophyceae, Sphaeropleales, Selenastraceae. The record is from RefSeq and is a predicted model, not a curated record.
AUGACCGUCUUUGGCGGCCGCAACUACCGCCUGGGCUGGCUGCUGCUGCUGCCGGCAGCAAACUGGCUCAAGGAGAAGCUCGGAUCCUGGUUCGGCCGCGGCGGCCAGGGCGAGGAGGCGGCGGAGGAGGAGGGCGAGGAGGAGGGCGAGGGCGGCGGCGCUGACCUGGCGUCCAUGUUUGGCGCGGGCGGCCUGCAGGGCAUCGACCCGGCAGCCCUGCAGCAGCUGCUGCAGAGCGGCAUGCUGCAAGGGAUGCGGGGGUAG